GUAGAUUAAUACAAUUUCUUUUCUUAAAUACGUGCGGUUUUCGGAUAAGUUUGUACAGAUAUGUUUUAGACCAGAGAAAAUUGGCGUCCAUUAUUUCCUCUACCUAAAAAUAUACUUUGUUUUGUCUACUAGUGUUGCGGAGCGUUAUUAAGCCCUCGAACCUGUAGAUACAAUGAGAAAGAAGAAGAUUUUCAUUUAUUUACUGGGCCACGAGAUAAUAGAUAAUAAUAAUAAUAAUCUUUCCCGUAUAUAAAAGUGAAUUAAAUCAAAAAUUUUUUCAAACAAGCUCAGUGUCUUCGAAAUAAGAGAAUCAAAAUUUUCUUAACUUUAAAGAAAUGGCCACCAGCGUUGCGAAAGAAAUCGAUACAGGAUGCUGUACUUGCAUAAAAGCUGCUUUAAACUACAAGCCUUUAUACCAAGUAAUUGAUGGAGACGUUUCAUCGAAAACUUACGGUGAACUGCUAAAAGAGUUAUUGCAAGUGGAUUUAUUAUUUGUUCAGUAUAUUUCCAGUGCCGAAGAAAGCUUGCCACAAAAAAUUUGCGGCAAGUGUGCGAGCUUACUAAAAAAAAUGUAUAUAUUCAUAUUAGAAGCACGGAAGCGGCAUGAAGAGUUAAUGCAAAUUAGCGGUAUUACAAUUCAAAAUUGCUUACAAGAAAUACCUAUCGAUAUGCCUCAACUAAACAAAAUGCAAAUAAAAACGGAUCCUGAAAUAAUUGAAACACAGCAUUGUUUAUUAGAAUUAGUGGAUGUGCAAAUCAAGACCGAACUCGGAGAUGCGGAGAUGCAGUUUUCUCUAUCAAAGAAUAGGAACGGGGGAGCUGAUACACACGACUUGAAUCGUAAUAAUGGUAAUAAAAAAGAACAACAGAUAGUUGGUGACUACCGUUUGGAUAGUAUAAGUAAUGAUGAUAGCGACGUUUGCUCUUUAGCAGAAGAUGUUGUAAAAGAAGAUUUAAAAUUACCGCAGGCAUCACUGGCUGUACGUUGUGACAUUUGUGACAAAGUUUACGAUAACGCCGUAGCUUUAAAAAUACAUAAAACGUAUACCCACAUGCCGGAGGAACAGAAGAUGCCCUGUGCAUUGUGCAGUUAUAAAUCAAGCCGUCCGUCAGCAAUUAAAGUACAUCUAAAAAACAUGCAUGGUCCAGAAACAGUAGACAAAUACUUCAGACCUCGUAGGGUACUGAAAGGUAGUUUGUGUUGCAGCCAAUGUCCGAAACGGUAUAGUCGCAAAGAUCAUUUACAAAAACAUUUCAAGAAAGCUCACCUUGCUGUUGACAACUCGGUGAAAAAGUCAAAUCGCAAACCCAAACAAAGAUCAGAUCAGAUUUACUUGUGCACGUUUUGUGGUCAAUCGUUUGCUGAAAACGGAACGCUGAGUAAACAUAUUCGUAUUCAUACUGGUGAUAAGCCUUUCAAAUGCAACUUUUGUGAGAAAAGCUUCAGGAAUUCCGGAAAUUUAAAAUACCACCUCACGACACAUAGCGAUGAAAAACCACACACUUGCUCGGAGUGCGGCAAAUCAUUUAAACGUAAAGAUAAGCUACGCUCACAUAUGUUAGUACAUUCCGAGCUGCGUCCGUAUAAAUGCAGCGAAUGUGGAAAGACAUUCAAAUACUCGUGCGUGCUAAAAACGCAUAUGCAAAUUCAUAAUAACCAAAUCCAACUUACAUGUAAAACUUGCGGUGAAAGUUUUUCCUUGAGAAGUUCCCUAAACACACAUUGUGCGAAAAGUGGACAUUUACAGCAGUGAGGAAAACUCUGUCUAGCAGAAACAUAUCUGCUUGUUAUUAAAUUAUAUGUGCAAUCUCGUAUUACUUUUGUAUAAAAU
This is a messenger RNA of Glossina fuscipes, 1832 nucleotides long. Its product is annotated as zinc finger protein 616-like. Lineage: Eukaryota; Metazoa; Arthropoda; Insecta; Diptera; Glossinidae. Gene Ontology annotation, biological process: regulation of transcription by RNA polymerase II. The record is from RefSeq and is a predicted model, not a curated record. Gene Ontology annotation, molecular function: zinc ion binding; DNA-binding transcription activator activity, RNA polymerase II-specific; RNA polymerase II cis-regulatory region sequence-specific DNA binding. The coding region runs from base 336 to 1754 and encodes 472 amino acids. The transcript is spliced from 3 exons. Gene Ontology annotation, cellular component: nucleus.